UAUAUGUUUGCUGGCGAUAGGAUUUUACGGUGUUAGUGUUGUAAGGCCUGGCAGUAAUAACAUUUUAGUCGUCAAAACCCCGUACGUGCAACGAGGUAGCGGUUGAGAACAAUUGUGCCGCGUUGGAGAUGUGCGUUUACUAUUACCGGAAACGAUCGGGGUCGACAGCUUUCGCGCCGUUGGACUUGCGCAAGGCGAUAGAGCGCGGCCACUACGAUACGGUGAAACGGAUGAUAACGUGGAACCGGUACCUGAUGCAUUGCCCUUCCGGCCGGACGUCCGACUAUCCGGUGCACGUGGCCGUGCAGGCCGGCCAUCAGCGGAUCGUCAAGCUGCUGCUGAACAGAGGAGCCGACCCCAACGCCAGGAACGCGCACCGCAAGACACCAAUGCACCAGUGUGUCUUAAACUGCCGGCAUAACAUUGUCGGUCUGCUGGUCGACCACGGCGCCGAACUGGACUCCACCGACGGCUCCAACAACACGCCGUUGGACUUGGCCACGUUGAUGAACGAAAAACGGUGUUUGGACUUGUUGUUGAACUAUGAAGUUCCCCAGAAUGCGCUGAACAGAGCCUUUUACAAAGCGGUGUCGCAGGACAAUACGGUGCUCAUGAACAAGCUACUUAACCGCGGCGCAGAACUGGAGUACAGGGACGAGGUGACUGGUUUCACGGCAUUGCUGAUGGCCAUCAAGAGCAAACACGUUAGAUCCACACAAUUACUAUUGGAAAAAGGCGCCAAUCCCAUGGUCCACGAUUUCUUCAGGUGGACGUGCCUACAUUUUGCGGUGUACUUCCAAUUCCCUCAACGCAUACUCGCGAUGAUAUUGCAAAACUGUUCGAAAAAGCUGAUCGAUUUCAAGACUUGUAAUCAAGAGACGGCGCUGCACUUGGCGGCCAAAAGGGGCAACGAGAUGGCGGCGUUUACGCUGCUCCGGGCCGGCGCCACGGUCAACAGCCUGGACUGCAGGUCCCGGACGCCACUGCUUACCGCGUUGCACUGGCAAAACGAAAUGGUCGCCCGGUUCAUCGUCCACGCGGGCGCCAACGUCAACCGCGUGCCCGGCUCCAUCCAGACGCCCUUGCACGCCGCCGUGGCGCGCAACAACCUGUCCCUGGUGCAAUUGAUGCUCGAGCAUGGGGCCCAAGUGGUCGACCUGGACAACGAGGACAUCGACUGGACGGUCAUACACUCCGCGUGCGAGACAGGUGACGUGAAGAUGUUGGAAUGCCUGUUGGAUUUCUGCGAACCGGACGUGUUGGCCGCCCUACACUGUGGACGCCGACCGAAACCGCCUCUGUUCGUGGCCGCUUGCCGGGGCCAUUCGACCGCCGUCAAGGCGCUGUUGGCACGCGGCGUGGACAUCAACACCCGGUCGGAGAACAACGAGACGGCGUUGCACGCGGCCGUGCGCGCCAACAACGCGGGUCUGGUCGAGACGCUGUUGAACGCGGGCGCUUGCAUCGACGCCCGAGACUCGCUGACGGCCUCGCGGCCACUGGACGUGUCCGUCUACACAUGGGGACGGCGCGUGACCGUCACCGCGCAGCUCAUGCACUCGGACCGCAUGGCCAAAGCCGUCAUCCGGCACGACCUGGACACCGUGUCGUUCCUGCUGUCGUGUGGCGUCUCGCCGAACAUGACCACCGAGGCGUUCGGGUCGCCGCUGCACGUGGCCGUCCGGCACCGCCGGUACGAGCUGAUGGCCACCAUAUUGUCGUCCGACCGGAGCCGCACCUCGAUCCGGCACAACGGCGUCACGCCGCUCGACUACGCCACCGACAUGGGCGACGCGCGCGCCGUCAAGAUGAUCCUGUGGAAGAACCUGCGGCGCAGCAGACACUCGAGCCUCAUCAGGGCCGACAAGAAGAAAAAGACGACGACGACGACAAAACGAACGUCAAGAGCACCGUUGCCAUUGCAGGGCGACAGUCCCAGACGUACGUCUAUUUGACGAAUCCCAAACAAACAAAAUAACGGGGGGGGGGGGAUUACUAUUAGACACACCUUUUGUUUUACUAUCUUAAUGCGCUUAAGGUAAAUCAGAAUUUAGGUUUUUCUUUUUUUUUAAUAUUUACAAUUUAUGAGACGACGCAUGACCGAUGAUUUGAAACGUUUUAUUCGAAUCGGUUUUUUUUUUGCUCUUCUGAUUAUUUUAAGUUGUUUUAUUUUUAUCUUAACGGGCAGUUGCCAGUAUAUUUAUUUUGCGCUUUACUAUGAUUUUUAUUUUUUAAACGUUUUGUACAGUGUUAACAUAUAAUUAAUAAUUUUCGACGUUAUAAACAGGUUGAAAAUCGCCUGUUUUAGAGAAAAUCUCUAAAAAAAAAAAAAAAAAAAUGUUUAUAUUAUAUAAUUAGGUAUUAUAAAGAAAUUGUUUAAACGAGUAAUAAUUAAUAACCAAAGAUUACCACUGUGAUUUAUUUUACUAUUAGAAAUUAACUAUAGACCUUAACUAGGCCUAACAUAACA
Molecule: messenger RNA, 2470 nt
Organism: Adelges cooleyi (spruce gall adelgid)
Lineage: Eukaryota; Metazoa; Arthropoda; Insecta; Hemiptera; Adelgidae
Product: ankyrin-3-like
Exons: 5
Coding region: 129-1955 (608 amino acids)
Molecular function (GO): protein binding
Source: RefSeq, a predicted model, not a curated record